AAAAGAGUGAGGUAGUCCGCGGCAGUGGAGAGACAAGGCUGUGGCGGCGGUUGUGGUAGAGCGGGGGCCACGGAGGGGGCGAGGAGGCCGCCCCUGUGUGCGUCUUCAUCCGCGCAUGGACGACCACCUCAGCCUCCUUCAAUCACCCGCGCAGAGCGUGAACAAAACCCGGGCUGAAAACCUGGUGAACCACGGGUAUACAGACACGGAGGCAGACGUGAUGACCGUUGUGGCGUGUGACAAUAUGCUGGAAGAGUCGGCGGCCCUCCCGGGCCACCACUCACUGGACCGUUACGAACCGGACCAUGAGUGCUGCGAGAGGGUGGUCAUUAACAUCUCCGGGUUACGCUUUGAGACGCAGCUGAAGACCCUCUCCCAGUUUCCUGAGACCCUGCUGGGUGACCCUAAAAAGAGGAUGAGGUAUUUCGACCCACUGAGGAACGAAUACUUCUUUGAUCGGAACCGACCCAGCUUUGACGCCAUCCUGUAUUACUACCAGUCUGGAGGGCGCAUAAGGAGACCUGUGAACGUGCCCAUUGACAUUUUUUCUGAGGAGAUCCGCUUCUACGAGCUGGGUGAGGAAGCCAUGGAGAAGUUUAGGGAGGAUGAGGGCUUUAUAAAAGAAGAAGAGCGACCGUUACCAGAAAAUGAGUUUCAGAGACAGGUGUGGCUCCUUUUUGAAUACCCGGAGAGCUCGGGGCCAGCUCGGGGCAUCGCCAUCGUGUCCGUCCUGGUCAUUCUCAUCUCCAUUGUAAUCUUCUGUUUGGAGACAUUACCAGAGUUCAGAGAUGAAAACAGGGACCCAAUCGCCAUCACGCCUGUCAUUAAUGGCACGCUCCCUUACCUCGUGAGCCCCUUUUCAGACCCUUUUUUUGUGGUCGAGACGCUCUGCAUUAUUUGGUUUUCUUUUGAACUCCUCGUGCGUUUCUUUGCGUGCCCCAGCAAAGCUACGUUUUCAAAGAACAUCAUGAAUAUUAUUGACAUUGUGGCAAUCAUACCUUACUUCAUAACUUUGGGGACAGAGCUAGCGGAGAGGCAGGGGAACGGACAACAGGCCAUGUCAUUAGCCAUUCUGCGCGUAAUUAGGCUCGUCCGAGUGUUCCGUAUUUUUAAACUCUCGCGUCAUUCAAAGGGGCUACAGAUUUUGGGUCAGACACUAAAGGCUAGUAUGCGUGAGCUGGGUUUGCUCAUUUUCUUUUUGUUUAUCGGUGUCAUCCUUUUCUCCAGUGCCGUUUACUUUGCAGAAGCAGACGAUCCAGCGUCAGGGUUUAACAGCAUCCCGGACGCGUUUUGGUGGGCAGUGGUUACUAUGACUACAGUGGGAUACGGGGACAUGCACCCAGUCACUAUUGGGGGAAAGAUUGUUGGCUCUUUGUGCGCCAUUGCCGGUGUGUUGACCAUUGCUCUUCCCGUACCAGUCAUUGUUUCCAAUUUCAAUUACUUUUACCAUCGUGAGACGGACGGAGAGGAACAGGCUCAAUACUUGCACGUGGGCAGCUGUCAGCCGCUCGCGGACACGGAGGAACUGAGGAAGACUCGCUCAUCUUCCUCACUAAGCAAAAGCGAGUACAUGGUCAUAGAAGAGCACGGCAUGAACAGUGCGUUUAAACAGCAACCCAACUUCCCCACAACAACGACCACCACCACUCAGAACAACUCGCAAAACUGUGUGAAUAUUAACAAAAAGAUAUUCACCGACGUGUAGCUUUUAUUGUAAUUGUCCAGGAAGUGGUGUCAACACACUGUCGUUACGCACCAGCGCGUGCAGCAGCCGUGCCACAAGGAGAGCGAAAACAGAAAGAGCAGUUGCUUUGUGCGCAGGGAUUUUUUACAUAAAUUAUGUGAAUUCAUAGCCUAAUUGUGUACCGUGCGCAUGCGCGUUUGGAGAACCGAGUUAUAGGCCUGUAGUCUAAGAAAUAGCCUACUUGAGGAGAAAAACUGUUGUGCACUUUAUUGUCUCAACAGGUGGAACUAAAAGCUUUUUAUCCGUGGCAAUGUAAACAGUAAGGAUACUCACAUUGUAAUUACAUGCGUUGUGUUCCGUCAGUCAUGAUUAGCAACCAUUGAGUAAUGCGCGAAUGAUGUCUUAAAACAAAGUUUAGCGUUCAUUAUAUUACUAGACCGUUCUGUGUUAUGCCUUUAUUGUGCGUAAAAGUCUAGUCCAAAUGCUACUGUCGUUACACAAAUAACCCCUCGAUGUAAAAUGUAGCGUGUUAUGCAUCAUGUCAACACAAAGAGGCCAGCCUCUCAUGUAUCAAUGCCUCUUUAACGGCUCGAGACUCGUGUGAAGGAAAAAGACGCGCUGAUUAUUAAAGAUGGAGCGCCUCUCUGUCGGAUGCUUCAAAUAGAGCCCGCUGGGUCUCCAUGGUAACGUCUGAGUAACCCCGGUCAUCGUUGCUUAGCACCCUUGUUACCACAGUAACCCCCCUGCUGGCGAGGAUGCUGUGCUGAAGAGCGAGGACGUAGAAAACAUAGCCUAUAACAAAUCCAACAUCUCAAUCCCCGGUAAAAUACGAUCAAAUCUUUCAACAAUUCAGUCUAUGACAAUGUUUUACUAUUAUAAUCUACUGCCCCUGGGAAUCAUAUUAGAAGAAACGUGGAGAGGCGAGAGCGUGGGGAAUUAUGAAUGGAAGUGGAGCACGGCGGUCCUGGAUGCACAAUUCUGGACUCCCACUAGAGGCCGCUCUACCUCUAUGAAGCUGACGUGAGCCAUUCCAUUAAAGUUCAGGCCUCCUGGAAUCCCAAUGGGCUUACCUAUGGAUCCUAUUUGGGGAUGCAGUGGAGGUGGUCUUCCACAAGACACAAAGAAGUUUGAAGUGAGCCCUUGUUUGUGCUGCACUUCUCAAACACAGAUGAAUCAUGUGAUGUUCAGCAGAUCUUCUCUUCCAUGGCACGGCUCAAAAAGGAUAUAUACAUAAAAUCUUUUUUUUUUUUGGUCCUGCAGCAUCAGAAUUACCAAAAAUUACCUCUGCAGUAAUAAUCUUAGCAACUAUUUUAAAUGAACUGACAUUGGCCUCUGCAGCUUUUGUAUGGACUGUAUGAAGAAGUUUCGAAAGGCACUUUUCAUUGCCGAAAGAAGUAUUUGUACCUGCUGUGUAAUAAUGUGGAAUUAAAAAGUUGCCAACAGUGUUUGCUUCAAAUCAAAAGCCGAGGCCAACAUUGAUAAUACUGUGAUACCAAUGAAAGACUGUUAACCAUAUGCCUUUGUCAUAUUUAUGUGCUCUAUGGUACAAUACAAUUUAAUGUCUCCUAUCAACCCGUGACCUGAAGAACAACACAGAUAAAUGCAAUUCACUUUGUAUAUGUGUGCGUCGCUGAAGGGCUUUCCUAUGUCCCAGAGUGCACUUGUGUUUUCAGAUGGGAAAAGGCCCUGUAUGUCAGUAUUUGUUCUAUGUAAUUCUGUCAUCAACAUGACCAGUAU
Boleophthalmus pectinirostris (great blue-spotted mudskipper) is the source of this 3421-nucleotide messenger RNA. Its product is annotated as potassium voltage-gated channel subfamily A member 3. Bases 116 to 1705 code for a protein of 529 amino acids. Gene Ontology annotation, molecular function: delayed rectifier potassium channel activity; protein binding. NCBI's taxonomy places the organism in Eukaryota, Metazoa, Chordata, Actinopteri, Gobiiformes, Gobiidae. The record is from RefSeq and is a predicted model, not a curated record. The transcript is spliced from 3 exons. Gene Ontology annotation, cellular component: voltage-gated potassium channel complex; membrane. Gene Ontology annotation, biological process: protein homooligomerization; potassium ion transmembrane transport.